Molecule: messenger RNA, 420 nt
Organism: Strongylus vulgaris
Lineage: Eukaryota; Metazoa; Nematoda; Chromadorea; Rhabditida; Strongylidae
Source: the annotation of a GenBank genome assembly
AUGGCUCUCCAGUUGAGAAUGGUACUGGGAAGACAAGCAAUGGUUAUAAAAGGUCAGCUAAAGUUUGACUUUGUACCUUUAGGAUGGAUGGGAAAAAAGGAAAAUGAAGAGGAAUGGGAGCGUGCUUUGGCUGAUUUUGCUCGAAAAUAUGAAAAAGGACAGGCGAAUAUCCGCAAUAAGGAUGACCUUAUAAGGCAACUGACUAUAAAAAGGGAAAAGAAAUUGGAAACAUUACAUAGUAAGCGAAAGGAACAGCAGGCGGCGGACAGUUCCUACAGCAGUUCAGCUUACCCAUCAACUCCACCUCCACCGCAACCACCAUCAUGUAGCAAACGAGAAAUCUACACUAGUACCGAGUACUUCUCGUCAAUUGAUGAGGUAGCUAUACAUUGCGCUCGAAGUGAAAUGACUACGUUUACG